This is a messenger RNA of Malus domestica (apple), 1543 nucleotides long. Its product is annotated as KH domain-containing protein At3g08620-like. Gene Ontology annotation, biological process: regulation of mRNA splicing, via spliceosome. The record is from RefSeq and is a predicted model, not a curated record. Gene Ontology annotation, molecular function: mRNA binding. Gene Ontology annotation, cellular component: nucleus. Lineage: Eukaryota; Viridiplantae; Streptophyta; Magnoliopsida; Rosales; Rosaceae.
UCACUCGCUAUCCUCCUCCUGUCAGUCUCGGCGUGAGGUGUCAAUCGUAAAAUCUUACAGCAACGACACAGAAGGAAGGAGCUAGAGAGGAGAGAGAGUGUCUGAAAAUCUGAAAGAUAUGGAGUCCGCAUCGCCUCUCUCUCCUCUCUCUCCUCUCUCUCUCUCUCUCUAGCUACAGCAGGCAAACAAAAGACGCCAUUACAACCCUCUCAAUUCUAAACCCCACCACUCUGCCCACCGUUACUUUUACUUCUACCCGGCAAACCCAGCAGACCAGCACAGUACAAGUCUCUUACCAUUUCACUCAAUUCUGUACCCUUCUUAGCUCUUUUCCUCCAUUGGGAUUUCAAUGUCGGGUUCAUACGCUCAGAAUUUCUCACCGGCGAGAGCGCUUUCUCCGCACCUGAGAGCGCCGCCGGAUGUGGACAGCCAGUACUUGACGGAGCUGUUGGCGGAGCACCAAAAGCUCGGGCCUUUCGCGCAGGUCGUCCCCAUCUGCGGCCGCCUCUUGAAUCAAGAGAUAAUUCGCGUCUCUGGAAUGAUGCCCAACCAAGGGUUUAGUGACUUUGACAGACUGCAACGUGGAAGUCCUAGCCCUAUUGGUUCAGACAUAAUGCCAAAAUAUAGAGGGUCAGGCCUCGGUGGCUGGAACGGACGGCCUCAUGAUAGAUUAGGUGGUCCACAAGGGAUGAAUAUGGAGUGGCAAGUUGCACCAUCAAGCCCAAGUUCCUACAUUGUGAAGAGGAUAUUGCGCUUGGAUAUUCCAGUAGAUAGCUUUCCAAAUUUCAAUUUUGUUGGCCGGCUUCUGGGUCCUAGAGGCAAUUCACUAAAGCGGGUGGAAGCUUCUACAGGUUGUCGUGUGUACAUAAGAGGAAAAUGUUCAAUAAGAGAUAUUGACAAGGAGGAAUCGUUGAGGGGAAGACCGGGUUAUGAACAUUUGAAUGAUCCACUGCACAUUAUAAUUGAGGCUGAAUUGCCUGCUAAUAUUGUUGAUAUGCGGUUGAGACAGGCAAAACAAAUCAUAGAAGAACUUCUCAAACCUAUGGAUGAGUCACAAGACCACUACAAGAGGGAACAGUUGAGAGAACUAGCUAUGCUGAAAUCCAAUUUACGAGAAGAGAGCCCUCAACCAUAUGGUAGUGUCUCUCCUUUCACUUCAAGCGGGAUGAAGCGUGCCAAAACUGGUCUGUGAUGGUUCACUUAACUCCUCUUCGAUUGGUUCGUCGUCCUGUAUGAAUCUUGAGCUUCCUUGCCACCGUAUGCUUCCCGGUGUAAUUCCAUUCUGUGUGCAAACUGUUAAGGGAUGACGCGUUGUGGACCUGUUUGGUGAGGAUCAAUGCAGGGGUUUUCUUCCAUGACAUUAAGAUGAACGGAGAUAUUCUUUUGUUAUAGCUUUCGUGUUUGUAGUCGAUUGUGAUUGUAGAAGUAGAACAAUUAUGUCAUAUAAGUUAUUCUUUGUUGUGCUGAACAUGUAUCUGUUAUUAACUUAAUGUUGUCUAAACUCGAAAGUGGAAUAUGCAUCGAUUGUUUAUUUUACUUUUAA